This is a messenger RNA of Acanthosepion pharaonis, 1176 nucleotides long. NCBI's taxonomy places the organism in Eukaryota, Metazoa, Mollusca, Cephalopoda, Sepiida, Sepiidae. The record is from the annotation of a GenBank genome assembly.
AUGCUAUCUGUGCGCAUCCAACUCUCAAAUUUAUUCUCUCCUUCUCUCUCUCUCUCUCUCUCUCUCUCUCUCUCUCUCUCUCUCUCUCUCUCUCAUUUCAUUCAUUCUCUUUUCGUCUGUUCUCUGUUUCUAUUUUGGAUUAUUCUUAUUAUCUUUCUUACUUCCAACGAAUUUUUUUCUCUUUUGUUGAUUUCCAUUUCUCUCUUCCCCGCUCUCUCUCUCCCCAUAAUCACCCUCUCUCUCUCUCUCUCUCUCUCCCACUCUCUUUCUCUGACUCCUUCUCUCUAUCAUUCUACGUUUCUACAAUGUCAUUUCUCUCUCACUCUCUCUACUUCUCUUUCGUUCUUCUUCAUUUUUAUUUCUCUUAAUAUCGGUCUGUCGUCCGGAUACACCUCUCCCCCCCUCUCAGCUCUGAUUCUUUCGUUCUCAAUUUUAUUGUCUCUUUCUUCCAUUCUUGCUUUCGCUCUCACACAUCCUCUCCCUCUCGGUGCUGUCUCUCUCUCUCUCUCUCUCUCCCCAAUUCUUCUCCAUCUCCCCUUUCGCAUUGUUCAUUAUCUAUCUAUCUAUCUAUCUAUCUAUCUAUCUAUCUAUCUCAAGUUUCUUCACAUCUAUCUCACGUUUGUUCAUAUCUAUCGAACUCUGUUCAUAUCUAUCCAUCUAUCCCCGUCUUUCAGAUCUAUUAUUUGUAUGCAUAUAUCUCUAUCUCCAUCUCUCUCUCUCUCUAUCUUUCUAUCUAUCUAUAUCAGUCUUUUCAUAUCUAUCUAUAUCAGAUUUUUUAUAUCUAUCUAUCUAUCUAUCUAUCUAUCUAUCUAUCUCUCUCUCUCUCUCUCUCUAUAUAUAUAUAUAUAUAUAUAUAUAUAUAUAUAUUUAUCUCAGUCUUUUCUUAUCUGUCUACCCAUCUCAUUUGUCUGUUCAUAUUCAUCUAUCUAUCUAUCUCAGUCUUUUUUAUCUAUCUAUCUAUCUCAGUCUAUUCAUAUCUAUCUAUCUAUCUAUCUAUCUAUCUAUCUAUCUAUCUAUCUAUCUCAGUCUUUUCUUAUCUAUCUAUCUAUCUAUCUAUCUAUCUAUCUAUCUCAUCUUUCCUUAUCUAUCUAUCUAUCUAUCUAUAUCAGUCUUUUCUUAUCUAUCUAUCUAUCUAUCUAUCUAUCUAUCUAUCUAUCUAUCUAUCUAUCUGAAUAG